Messenger RNA from Brettanomyces nanus, 711 nucleotides. RefSeq lists its product as uncharacterized. The record is from RefSeq and is a predicted model, not a curated record. Gene Ontology annotation, biological process: regulation of alternative mRNA splicing, via spliceosome. The transcript has a single exon. Lineage: Eukaryota; Fungi; Ascomycota; Pichiomycetes; Pichiales; Pichiaceae. The coding region runs from base 1 to 711 and encodes 236 amino acids.
AUGACUCCUCCAAUAAAGCAAAAGAACUUAUUUGGACAGAAUUUCGAUGAUAAUGAGAGUGAUAGUGAUAAUGACAGAAGAAAUGAUCAGCGUCAGUAUAUGAAAAGAGCUCAGAGAAGAGUGGAGUCCGCUGAGAAAGAUCUGGCUACUGAAGAUACCUCGGUAUAUUCAUACGACGAGGUGUAUGAUCAAAUAAGCAGUAGCAACAAAAGUAGGCGAACUGGGAGCUCCCAGAAAUCUUCCAGGUACAUUGAAGGUCUACGUAAUGCCAAGAAAGAGAGAGAGUUAGAGAAAUUACGACGGAUCGAAGAUAAGAUAAAGCAAAGUCAGCAGAAGGUAAUCACGGAUGAAUCGUUGAGAAGCAAAGAAGCGUUUGUGACGGAGUCGUAUAAGAAGUACAAGGAUAAGUUGAACAAAAAAGUGGCAGAGAUGAACGAGGAGGUGCGCACGGUACCGGAAAUCACGUUUGAAAGAACUCUAUUGGACAUGUACGGAACUGAGAAGGAAAACAGUAAAGGUGAAAACAAAAACAGCCACGAGCCACCGCUUGUGCCGAAAGCUGCUCAGUCUUGUGCGCUUGGCGGUGGCUUGAAUGUGAGGAAGAAACCUUCCCUGCUCAACGCCAAACUCGUCAAAUUUCUCGUUUCCAGGAUCACACCGGAAGAACUCGAGGCCUACAAGCAACGCUAUUUGCUUCGCAAGCGAUCGUGA